AUGAAUGUUUUUUUAAUGAAGAUAAGAUUUUUAUCACAAACAGAUAAAACUUCCUGUAUAUUAGAUCAAAAAAAUGGUAAGGUAAAAGAAAAUCAAGGUAAUUCAUCUAACGAGAUAGUUAAACUUAAUAAUGAAAUUCAAAUAUUUAUGAACGAUACUUAUAAUGAAGUUAAUUUUUAUCUCGAUGACCAAGAAAUUAAUAAUUCUACAGAAAAAUGUGAAAAGUCAUCUACGUAUAUAAAUUGGAAAGGAAUGGACUACGUUAAUUUAAUAUUAAAUAAAGAAAAAAAUUAUAAUAUCUCAAAUCUUGUUGAUUGCUGGAAUGAUAAACAAGAAUUUUUUAAAACACAUAUACAUAAAGAAAUAAAUUCAACGUGUAAUUUUAGAACGUUUGAUUAUUGUGCUCUUUUGAAUAAAAAUAAUAACUGUUCUAGUCCUUAUGAAAAUAACAAUCUACUAAAAAGCACAUCAUUAACAUAUGAACAACUCAACGAUAAUAUAUAUUAUGAUAAUAAAACUGAUAUUAUUAAUAAAAGGCGUUCUCAGUUUGAUGAACUCACUCAUGAAAUAUCUAUGUACUAUUUCAAAAUGUAUGAAAAACAUAAUUCUGAUCUUAAUUGUGGAAAAUGGAGUAUGUAUAUAUAUAAGAGAGGAAAACAAUUUGUAAAUAUGAUGACAAAUGAAAUUAAUUCCGAUGAACCUUAUGUGCAAAAUUAUGUUAAUGUAUGGAAUUCUUUUAGUCAAAAUUUGCAACAAUAUACAUUAGAACAGACAAAAAGUCGAUGUAAUAUGACAGCAUUACUUCAUAAAAUUAUUGAGAGAGAGAAUUCAACUAAUCCGUAUGAUUUAUCAUGGAUUAAUUUAGAUAACAAUCAUAUUGGAUCCAAUAAAACUUUAAAUGUUGCAAUUUCAAUACAACAUAACUCAAAUUCCACAAAUGGAACUCUCAAUAUUUCAUAUGAUAUUGCUACAACGCAUUCAAUAGAUAACACUACACAUACAACUAGCAUUGAACCUCUUACAAGUGGUACAACUUUUUUCACAACUGAGCAUCAACCUGCACCUACUAAAAAUACCAUUAAACCUAAUGAAAAUAGUACUAUAUCCUUUUCUGUAAAUAAAUCUUCAUCGAAUACAAAUACCAGUUCUACAACUAUAGCUUCAUUAUCUACAGAUGAUACUAUAUCUCCUUUAACAGAUGAAACUAUUCACUCUCCAAUUAGUAUCAGUACUCCAAAAAAUAAUAGUGAAUUUCCUACAUCAUCAUCUUCUUUUGAAAUUGUACAUUCUUCUAAUAAUACUACACCUUCUACAAUUAACACUAUAUCUCCUAUAACUGUACCUUCACCUUCUCCUAAGAAUGGAUCUUCCCUUUCAACUACAUCUACUGCAAUUAUCGAUUCUGCUUCUUCAAAUAUUGCUACACAUUCUUUAACUCAACCUUCUAUAAAUAGAAAUGAACCUUCUGCAAAUAAUUCUACAUCUUCAAAUGAUACCACAACACAUUCUCCUACCAUAAUUGAACCUUUUAAAAAUAGUACUAUAGCAUCUUUAACUAAUAUUACAUCUCCUACAAUUGGAUCUCCAUCAUCUUCUGAGAUUGUGUCUUCACCUAAAGUCAAAUCUUCUACAACUACAAAUUCAUCUUUUUCAAGUAACAUAGGAUCUCCAACUCCAUAUUCUCAUAUAAUUAGAGCUGCACCUUCUGCAAAUGAUUCUAUAUCUCCUUUAAUAUCUAAUACUACAAAUUCUACAAAUAAUAUUAAAUUUCCUAGAAAUAAUACUAGAUCUUUAGCUGCACCUAAAAAUAUAUCUACUACUCUCUCAUCUGAACCUUUAUUAUCUUCAUUUAUCAAUACGUCUCUUAAGCCAAUAACUAAAUCUCCUACAACAAAUAGUGGCAUACCAUCAUUGGGAAUAAAUAAUCCUAUAACACAGAAUCCGCAAAAUACAUCAAGUUCUUUCAUACUAGCUAAGCAAAUUUUACCUUUAAAUAUCACUCAAAAUAGCACAUUAGGAAAUAAUGCAAAUGCCAAUCUUUCGAAUUUGAUAGUUCCAAAAAAUGACAUUAAACCAACCAAAUCAGAUAAUCCCAUUAAUGAUACACCUGAGAUUACUCCUACAGGAAAUGUAUUAAUAAUCGUUCCAAUAGGUAUAUUCAUUUUGGGAAUUAUAUUCCUUUUAAUUCUUCUCUGUAAAUACACUUUUAUUGGAUCUUGGUUUCGCAAGCGUAAAUCAAAGAAAAAAAAAAUAAGAAAAAAUAUGAAGGAAAUUUCAAAGGAACCCUUAUUAAUGUCUUUAAAUGAUAUGGAGAGUGAACCAAUAUAUAGUGGAAAAUAUUCGUUAUCGAACCAUGAAAAACAAAUGCCAUUAUGUGAGAUUAGUUUUGAAAGUGAAAGAAAUUUGAAAUAUAGACAGAUGAAAACAUCAAAGGAAUGUGGAGAUAAACGCGUAUAUGAAGCUGUAGAAGAAGUAUCAAAGUACAAAAAUGAACUUCCAAUAAAAGAGGAAAAAUUAAAGGAAGAUGAUUCAAAAAAUGAAAUUGAAGAAGAUGAAUUAAAUAAAAAUAAAUCUAGAAGUAAAAUUAGAAAAGAAAAAUUCAUUAAAAGCGGGUUAAAAAAAAAUGCGGUUCAUGUUGUAGGAUACGUCAGGGAAAAUACAUUAAAUGAAGAAGAAAAAAAUGAAAUAAAUGUAAAAUCUGAAAAAUCUACAUAUGAAAAUGAAAUGAAAAAUUCAGAAAAUAAAAUGCCAAUCAAGAGUCAAGUAUACAAUUGGAAUACAUGGGUAAAUAUACAUAUUAUAGCAUUACUAGAGUAUAAAAAAAAAGAAUGGGAAUUGAUUAAAAAUGAAUUUUUAAAAAUUUGCAUAGAAGAAUUUGAAAAAGACGAAAAAAAUACUUACCCAAAAGAAGUGAGAAAUAAUUUAUUAAAGAAAAGGGAAGAAGAAAAUAGCAUAGUUGUGAGAAAAAAAUAUAGCAGUAUUCUAGAUAAAUGGAAAAAAGAAGAAUGGUUCAUUAAUUUGAAAAAAGAAUGGAAGAAAGAAGAAGAAAAACACUUAGAAUAUUUAGAAGAACAAGAGAUUGAGAAAGUAGAAGUAGAAGGAAUAAGUAAUCUAAUGUUAGACAAAAAAAAAAAGGCAUGGAGAAAGUGGAUAGAAAAGCAAAGAGAACGUUCAAACGAAUAUAAAAAGCAGGAAUGGUUUAAAAAGUUAUUAGAAGAAUAUGAAAAAGAAGGAAUUUCAAAAAAUAUAAUAGAAGAAAAAAUUGAAAAAAUAAGUGUAAAAAAAAAAGAGAAAGUAAUAGACAAUGAAACAUAUAAAUAUGAAAUGAAAAAAAAUUUGACAAAAGAAAUGUUAAUAGAUAUACAUAUGAUGGUAUUAGAGGAAUGUACAAAGGAAGAAUUAGAAAGAGAAAAAGAUGAAUGUUUUAAAACAAACAUUCAAGAGUUAGGAACACAAAGAAAUUUAGAGGAAGUAAAUAUAUUAGAAAAAAUAUGGGAAGAAAGAAGCUGGAAUUCUAUAUUAGAAAAAAAAAAACAGGAUAUAGAAAAAUGGAAAAGAGAAAAAUGGUUUGUGGAGUUAAUGUUAGAAUGGAAAGAUAAUGAACAAAAAUAUAUAGAAGAAUUAAAUAAAAAAAUGUUGGAAGAAAAAAAUGAAGAAAGAAAAACAAAUAUUGCUUUAGAAAGGCAAUAUAUUAUAUGGAAAAAACAUUGGGAAGAUAUGCGUAAAAAAUGGAUAGAAAAUGAUAACAAAGAAGAAUGGUUUACAAAAUUGGUUGAUGAAAUUGAAAAUAAAGAGAAAGAAUAUAUAAAUGAAAUUAGUAUAAAUAAUAUAGAAAAAAAAAGGGAAAGUGAAAAACCUAGGGAAGGAGGUGAAUCAAUAAUAGAGAUUAAUGGAAAAGUAAAAGAAGAAAUAAAAAAAUUUGAAAAGACACAAUUAGAAGAUGAAGAUGAAAAGGUUAAUUCUAUAAUAAGGAAAAAAAAAUUAAAGUGGAAGACUAUAAUAGAAAUACACAUGAUUAUAUUAGAAGAAUGUAAAAAAGAUGAGUGGUUAUUUAAUAGAGGAAAAUUUUUAGAAGCAUGUUUAGAAGAAUUUAAAAAAGAAGAUAAAGAAAAACAUUCAAAAAUAAUAGAAAAUGAUUUAGAUAUAAUGAUGAAAGGGGAAGAAGACAUUAGUGCAAUAAUGGUACAGAAACAAAAUCAUCUAUGGAAAAAAUGGAUAGAAAGAAACAAAAGUAUGUUAGAGAAAUGGAAAAAAGAAGAAUGGUUUAUUAAUUUGAAAAAAGAAUGGGAGAAAGAACAAGAAAAAUAUGAGGAAGUAGAAAAAGAAUCAGAAAUCAUAAAAAUAGAAGUAGGAAAAAAUUCUAUGCUAGAGAAACAAGAAAAAAUAUGGAAACAAUGGCUAAAGAAACAAAGAAUGUGGUUUUUAGAACAUAGUUCAGAGAAAUGGUUUGAUGAUUUGUUAGAUGAAUAUAAAAAAGAAAAAGAAUAUAUGAAAGAAUUAACUAAAGGAGAUGUGAGAAAAAUAAAGAAAAUUAAUCAAAAUAUAGAGGAAUUAGAACAAGAUAUAAGUAAUGAAAUGGAAAAAUCUAGAAAAAAGAAAAAGUUGAUACAAAAAGUGUUAAUAGAAAUACAUAUGAUGGUAUUGGAGGAAUGCAAAAAAGAAGAAAUGGAAAAAGAAAAAGAAGGUUUUUUUAACACAAUUAUGAAAGAAUUGAAAAUACAAGAAAAUUUAGAUAAAGAAGCAAAUAUAUUAGAAAAAAUAGGAAAAGAAAGAAGCUUUAAUUCCAUAUUAGAGAAAAAAGAAGAAGAUAUAAAAAAAUGGAGAAAAGAAAAAUGGUUUGUAGAAUUAAUGUUAGAAAUGAAAAAUAAAGAAAAAAAAUAUAUGAAGGAAAUAAGUGAAGAAAUAUUAGCAAAAAAGAAUGAGGGUAAAAUUAAAAAUUCUAUGUUAGUAAGUCAAAAAUUUAUAUGGAAAAAACACUGGGAAGAUAUUAAUAAAAAGUGGAUAGAAAAAGAAAAUAAAGAAUUGUUUUAA
Molecule: messenger RNA, 5031 nt
Organism: Plasmodium gallinaceum
Lineage: Eukaryota; Apicomplexa; Aconoidasida; Haemosporida; Plasmodiidae
Product: surface-associated interspersed protein (SURFIN)
Exons: 3
Coding region: 1-5031 (1676 amino acids)
Source: RefSeq, a predicted model, not a curated record